Sinocyclocheilus anshuiensis is the source of this 1191-nucleotide messenger RNA. RefSeq names its product transmembrane emp24 domain-containing protein 7-like. The transcript has 4 exons. The coding region runs from base 114 to 743 and encodes 209 amino acids. The record is from RefSeq and is a predicted model, not a curated record. Lineage: Eukaryota; Metazoa; Chordata; Actinopteri; Cypriniformes; Cyprinidae.
ACGUUGUGACGUAGUUACGCACGUACGUGCAAUGUCACCCAUCAAACAACUUCCUACUUCCGGUUCGGUUUCGAGCUCUGUGCAGUGGUGGUUCAGAGGACCUGAGGGAGAACAUGUUGGCCUGGUUUCUGCUGCUGUGUGUGCAACUGAUGUUCAGCUGGAUCUGCGCGUCUGAACUCACCUUCGAGCUGCCAGACAACGCCAAGCAGUGCUUCUAUGAGGACAUCACCAUCGGCACCAAGUGCACGCUGGAGUUCCAGGUGGUCACCGGCGGUCACUAUGACGUGGACUGUCGUCUGGAGGAUCCGGAUGGGACGGUCCUCUAUAAAGAGAUGAAGAAGCAGUACGACAGCUUCACCUUCACCGCCUCCAGAAACGGCACGUUCAAGUUCUGCUUCAGCAACGAGUUCUCCACCUUCACGCACAAGACCGUGUACUUCGACUUCCAAGUCGGCGACGACCCUCCGCUUUUCCCCAACGAGAACCGAGUGACGGCUUUAACGCAGAUGGAAUCCGCCUGCGUCUCGAUUCAUGAGGCUCUGAAGUCUGUGAUCGACUAUCAGACGCACUUCCGUCUGCGAGAGGCUCAGGGCCGCAGUCGAGCGGAGGAUCUGAACACCAGAGUGGCCUUCUGGUCCAUCGGAGAGGCCUUCAUCCUGCUGGUGGUCAGCAUCAGUCAGGUGCUGCUUCUCAGGAGCUUCUUCUCAGACAAGAAAACCACUACAACCCGCGUGGGGUCAUAACCGGGUCGCAUCGAAGGGUUUUUAUACAAAGAAUGAGUUAUUUAAGCUUAAACACUUUGAGCUUGUUUUCUCUAGUCCUGUGUGUGAUCCUCAGCUCAUUUCAGUGCUGAAAUUUAAACUGGUUUAUUUAUUUUGUGGCUGUGUGUUGACUCUUUACAUGACGUGAAUGUGAACAUUAAAGCAUGUACAGACACUGUAGACCUGCUUGACACACCAGUGCAGUUUAUAUACGUCUGAUUGUAUCAUUAGUUCAUCCGUUCAGUCUUCAUAGAACCGCUAUGUGUUAUGAAUGCGAGAGAGCUGUAUUUGCUGUAUUAGGCAUCCUUGCUAAUGUUUCCUAGUCGUCGUUUUCGUUUCAUGACAUUUUUAUUAGAUGUUUCUUUUUAGUAGCGGUGCAUUGAUUUCUUUACUUUGUUUGAAUGGGUUAAUAAAUGUCCGGAGGAACGUC